Molecule: messenger RNA, 4568 nt
Organism: Trichosurus vulpecula (common brushtail)
Lineage: Eukaryota; Metazoa; Chordata; Mammalia; Diprotodontia; Phalangeridae
Gene: POP1
Product: POP1 homolog, ribonuclease P/MRP subunit
Exons: 16
Coding region: 78-3164 (1028 amino acids)
Biological process (GO): tRNA 5'-leader removal
Cellular component (GO): nucleolar ribonuclease P complex; ribonuclease MRP complex
Source: RefSeq, a predicted model, not a curated record
GCUGGCUGCAGUGAUCGAAACGUGCUGCGCUUAGGCCCACUGGUCCUUGGCUGGUGCGGGGAAAGCUGGCUCCAGAAAUGUCUAAUGCAAGAGAAAAGAAACAUGCCAAGAAAAUGAGAAACCAACCAACCAAUGUGACCUUAUCUUCAGGGUUUGGAGCUGGGGAUGAGAGAGGGGUAAAGCAUCAUAAUGGAAAUGAAAAGUCUUUCCAAUAUCAAAAACAAGAGCCUCAUUCUGGAGCUCCACAGCAUCAGCAGCCAAAAUUGACACACAUACCUUCUGAACCUUGUAUGAAUGAACAGCCUUCCAAGGGUCAGUGCAGAGGAGAGAAGGGCAAAGGACAAGCAGGAUGGAGAGGAGGGCAUCAAGGUGCUACUCGGGAAAUCCCUAAAUAUAUAACCGCGUCUACUUUUGCACGAGCCCGAGUAGCUGAAAUUAAUGCCAUGUUGAAGGCAGUGACACAGAAAUCUUCCAAUUCACUAGUGUUUCAAACUCUUCCCCGACAUAUGAGAAGAAGGGCUAUGAGCCAUAAUGUGAAACGCCUUCCCAGAAGACUUCGUGAGAUUGCUCAGAAAGAGGCUGAGAAAACAGAGCAUCAGAAGAAGGAACAUUCAAAAAAUAAAUGCCGCAAGGCUCGGAGAUGUCACUCAAACCUGCUCUCGGAAUUUAACCGGAGACAAAAAAAGAAUGUGUGGUUAGAAACUCACAUCUGGCAUGCCAAAAGAUUCCAUAUGGUGAAGAAAUGGGGUUUCUGCUUAGGGGAGAGGCCCACCAUUAAGAGCUAUAGAGCUUCCUACAGAGCAAUGACAAAGCAUUGCCUCCUUCAGGAUUUAUCCUACUACUGUUGUCUGGAGUUAAAUGGCAAAGAGGAAGAAAUACUAAAGGCACUGUCUCGAAUGUGUAGCAUAGAUGCUGGACUCACUUUUGCAGCAGUUCAUUUUCUGUCUGGAAAGCGGCAAGGCUCUUUAGUCCUUUAUCGGGCUGAUAAAUAUCCUGAAGAAAUGCUUGGGCCAAUCACAUUUAUUUGGAAACCUGAGAGGGGCACUAGUACCAUUCCUGUAAAUAGAAAAUUGUGGUUAUGGACACAUCCAACUCUCAAAGAGGACAUAUUAACUGAACUAAAAAUAGUGUGUCAGUGUGUGCAACCUCCGGAAGCAGCUGCCUCUAUUCCUGAAGUAGUUUUGACACCACAUGAAGAGAAAAGCAACAUUAAACAGACUGAGAAUUGCAGGAAAAGAAAGAGGGAUGAUGGAGAAAAAAAUACUAAUCCAGUGAAAAAAAUUGUGGGUGAUGGAACUAGAAAUCCAUCUCAACCAUAUUCUUGGACAUCUUCAACUACUGGCAUUGUGGUCAGUGAUUUGACAAUGGAGAUGAACAGAUAUCGACUAAUUGGUCCACUGUCUCACAGUAUUCUUACUGAGGCACUGAAAACUGCUUCUGUUUAUACUGAGGUAGAAGAUGCCGAGACAGUACCUCAUAGUUGGUGGGUUGAGACCUGUAAGAAUCCUGAUAUUGUAUCUGUCCAUCAUCGUCAAGAAGCCAUUUUUGAAUUGUUGGGAGGAAUAGCAACUCCAGCAGAAAUUCCAGCAGGUACUGUUCUGGGUCUGACCGUUGGAGAUCCUCGAGUAAAUUUACCUCAGAAGAAGUCCAAGGCUUUGCCCAAUCUAGAAAAAUGCCAAGAUAAGGAAAAAGUUAGACAACUUUGCCUAGAGGGUGUGCCUGUGGAGUGUGCGCAUAGUUUUAUCUGGAACCAGGAUAUAUGUAAGAGUGUCACAGAGAAUCAAAUCUCAGAAAAGGAGUUAAACCAGAUGAGAAGUGAAUUGAUGGUGCCUGGGUCACAGCUUAAUUUAGGCCACUGUGAAUCCAAGAUACCCGUACUAUUGAUCCAACAACCAGGGAAAGUAACUGGUGAAGAUCGACUAGGAUGGGGAAGUGGCUGGGAUAUCUUACUUCCCAAAGGUUGGGGAAUGGCUUUCUGGAUUCCCUUUAUCUAUCAUGGUGCAAGAGUUGGAGGAUUAAAAGAGGCUCUCAUGCACUCUCGGUAUAAGGGGGCACCCAGCAUCCCUGAUGAUUUCCCAGACUGCCCUGCGGGAAUUUUGUUUGCCAUAGAACAAGAAAAUAAUCUUCUGGAAAACUACAAAAGACACCCACCAGCAAAGAGGCCCAACUACAUCAAGCUUGGUACUUUGUCACCUUUCCGAUGUCCUUGGGAACAGUUAACUCGAGACUGGGAAUCAAGAAGUACAGCUCAGGCAGAGUCUCCUGUAUCUCCUUGUUCUUCGGCAAAUGCCAAGAGUGAUCCUGGGAGAGAAGACCUUUGUGAGAUGGAGGGUGAGCAGGGGCCACAGCUGUCUUGUGAUCCUGAGACUUUGAAAGACAAGCCAGGAGAGCCAGAAGAGAUGAUGGACACCGAUUCUCCAGGUGCUGCAGCGGCAGGAGACACAGCAGAUGAAGACGUACAUGGAAGUAAUGGUGGGGGAACAGAGAGCACCUUCUGUGUUCUUAGGAGUAGAAAAUUAUUGAAGUUGUUAGCAGCCUGGUGUCAGCCUGUUGCUAGAAGAAAUCGAGCAGCCCUCCGAGCUUCCAGGAUGCAUGAGCAGGAGCUGACAAGGGCAACCUGCCUGUCCAUCCUACGUGACUAUCCAAGAUCCCUGGUGUGGGUCAACCUAUCUUUGAUCAAAAAGGGAAACCCAGAGUUACACACCAUGAUCUGCAUCCCAUCGAAAGAUGAUGUCUUGAAUCUAAAUGAAGAUCGGCUUUAUUGUGGCCCUCAGGAGUCCAGACACAGCGACCCAUUCAAGGCCAAGGCACAGAAACAAAAAGAAAAGAAGAAAGUGGAGAAGGAGCAGAUACAAGAAGGAGGUGCCAUCCAAGUUGUGGCAGGAGAACAGCGCUGUGCCAUAGCAUGUGCAGAGGGAACUCCUGGUUUGUGGCCAGGUCCUCUCCCUGAAGUCACUGGCCAUUGCUCCCGGGCCCUCCUCGGAUUUGUGACACAAGGAGAUUUCUCGCUGGCUGCUGGUUGUGGAGAAGCGUUGGGGUUUGUUAGUUUGACAGGCCUGUUGGAGAUGCUCUCAGGUCAGCCGGCAGACAAGAAGGGGCUAGUUUUAUUAAGAACACCGGCAUCUCUGCAGUAUCGAUUUGCUAGAAUAAUUAUUGAUAUAUAAAUGCCAUUACAUAUGACAGCAAGGUACAAAUAGUGCCAAAGAGAACAUAGCAAGCAAAGCUACACAAUUUAAGUUUUUGCUUUUUGCCUUCCAGUAUAAAUGUCAUGUGAAAUUGCUUGAAAAAACAAGCUAAAGAUCUGCCAUAGUGUAUUAUGUAAAUGAAUGAAAAGCUAACUCAUCAUGUCAUAUGUUUACAUUACUCAGUGGUGUUGAUUUCCAUCUCUUGCCUUUUCCUUUAAAAUAUUUAAAUUCUGGCCUACAUAACUAAAGUUAUUAGUAUUCUGAUUUCUUGUUGGGUAUAUUUUUUUGCUUAGAAAUUAUUGAAAGCUAUAGUUUUCUGUCAAAGGAGCAGGAUGCUGUGCUUGAAAAGCUUUUUAGUUCAUAUGACUAGUCUAAUGUCCAUUUAAUUACUGUAAAAAAGAGACUUCUCAGUUUGAGUCUUUGUGGGACACAGAGGUGUCCCUUUGUGUAAUGUAACUGCUGAUUUGGAGCGAGAACUUACAACUACCUUACCAUGGAGAAGAAAACCAUGACAAAUUUAUGGCUGCUAUCUUGUUUCAGGGCUUAACCUGCUUAAGGAAAAAUGAGUUGGAUUAGGGUCAGAGCAGGAGCUCAAACCUGAGUUUGUAUGCCCUUUUCCCAGGCAUGACUGACCAGCAUGUGUCCUUGAGAGUCACUCAAUCUUCCUGUGCCUUGUGCAGUUUCAAAUUUUUCUCAAAGCCGUAGAUGUAUAUAGAGUUACCUACCUCAGCAGGGUGAUGGCCAAAUUGUAAGAUACUCUGAAGUUAUAAAGAUAUUCUAUGAGCCGUGUUGUGGUAUGCUUAACUGUAAUCUCAUGGAAAUGUCAGGCAGCAGAUGAAAAGGGGCGAAUUUACUGAGAAUUCCAGCAUCUCUAUACUAAUGAUCCUUAGGAAGAACAUCUGCCACUUCGCACUUGAAGAGGAACAGAUGGGUCACAAAUUAACUUUCCCUCUGCUUCCAGGACCAACCCACCCCCACCCUCCUUUCCCUCAGACUAUAUGCCCUGGCUGUCCUCCGCUGUUGGUACAGGGGCUUAGGGCAAAAUCAGGCUUGGGACCAGAUUGGAAUUUGUUUUUAUCUUGCAUUUCUAAAUUAAAUAUUAGUGCAUGUUUAUGCAGAUUUAAUUUCUGCAGUAGAAAUUGCUAAUAAGUACCUGUUGGAUGGUGGGGGGUGGGGUGGCAAGUAAUAGGGAAAGGGCAUAGCAUUGGAACGGUAUUUUAUUAGGAUUUUGAGCCAAGAAUACUCUUAAUUUCUAUCUCUGCACACCCUACACAAUUCCUUGAAUAUGUUUGUAUCCAACCAAAGUAAUAAUUUGACUCUCACUAGAUGUGUAACUGAAUAGUGUCUGUCAUAGUAAAUUAAAACCCAAAUCAUCCUAUGGUG